CUGAGGCUCCACCCACCCCGGCCCUGACCUGGGGGGGUGGGGGCUGUCACCUCUGUUGACAUACAUGUGGUCUGCCUCUCCAGGAUGAGUCUGCAGAUCUUACAGGACGAGAACGUCACUGGGGACAAGACCGCAGAGAACUAUGACUUGCUGUUUUUGCCACCGGAAGUUACUGGGAGAUCGUCUGUCUUGCGUCUGUCACAGAAAGAAAAUGUGCCCCCUAAAAACAUCACCAAGGCCGUGAAGGUCACUUUCCAGACACCCCUGCGGGACCCUCAGACGCACAGGAUCCUCAGUCCCAGCAUGCCCAGCAAGCUGGAGAGCAUGUUCUCCCUGGAUGACGCGGUCGGCCUGGAGAACGCCCACCCCACCCCCGCGCAGAGAGACGACCAACAGUUCUCUUGCGAAGCUGAGGCCACGCCUGCAGAUGGAGCUUUCCAGAAGCCAGCCCUGCCCGAUACAGCCUGGCCCCUGGGUGCUUGGGCCCCAGCGGGAAGCAGCAGUGCCGACGAGGGCCUGGACCCCGCGUGUCUGGGUGGUCUGGACACUCUUGCUUCUCCCCAGGCUCUGGGAGUUGGAGAGAGCCCACCCCUGGCGGGUCCAGGACAGGUGUCCAACAGUCCCGAGGAGGCCCUACAGGAAAGGGGGCCUUCUUCCUCCCCAGAGAGAAACGUCCCCCUGCAUUCUGACACCGUGGGGGACAUUGCCGGACUGGUGGCCCUGGCCAAGUCGGAGGGGGCUUGCGGAAUCGAGGAGGAGGCCCCCUCAGACGGACCCUUGGUCGGCGGAGUCUUAGCUGCCCCAGUGGAGGCCACCCCGCCCCCCACUGCGUGCCCGGAAGGCCCACCUGAAGAAGCCCCACCCACAGAGCGGCCCAGCCCGGAUGGCCCGUGUGCCCCCCCGGGGGAAGAGCAGAAGCCACAGGCUGGCACCGUUGGUGACUCAGUGGCUCCUAUGGCCCCAGAUGAAGCCCGGGUCCUGGCCCCCUCCCACAUGGGCCCCACCAGCCCUUCUCGAGCGCAGGAGGAGGGACCCAGGCAGGUGGCCGCUGCGGCCACAAGCGAGCCUGUCAAGCUGGAGUUUGACUUCUCUGCUGGCAAGAGGGCCCCUCCCCCCCGGAAGCUGGGGAAGAGGCCGGGCCUGAAGCCACCUUCCAAGAGCAGGGUGGCCCAGCGGGCUCCCCCUGAGAAGGGCCAGAGCCAGGGGCCUGCUGCAGCUGAAGAGGGCUCCAUCCCUGCCCCCCGGGGCGCCUACAGCCUGGACUGGGACAAGCUCGAUGACCCAAACUUCAACCCCUUUGGUAGCGGCUCCCAAUGUGCUGCAGCGGCCGGGCCUCCAAGCCAGCAGGUGGGUCCAGCCGUUCCUGAUGGCUCUCCUGAUGUCCACCUCCCCCAAGUGGCUCCCAGAAUGGCCAGCGAGGAGGGAACGACCUUUUCUACUGAGGGAUCUGUCCCUGUGAGCAGCCCUGGCAGCAAGCCUGUGGUCACAUCCACUGAGCAAGCGGCCAGGGAACCAGAGGCCACGCCUGUUGAGCCCAAGACCACACCUGCUGAGCCAGUGACCGUACUGACUGAGCAGAAGGCCGAGCCUGCCCUGGACCUCAGCAAGGAGAACUUCAGUGAUCCUGCUGAAGUCCUAGGCACGGAGGCCGAUGUGGACUACCUGGAGCAGUUUGGAACGUCCUUGUUUAAGGAGUCCGCCUUAAGGAAGCAGUCUUUAUACCUGAAGUUCGACCCACUCCUGAAGGAUAGCCCCAGCAGACUGCUUCCCGUGGCCGCGGAGACCGCCAGCAUCCAGGCCACAGUCACCCCGGCCUCGGGAAGUGUGCCGGAAGCCAAGCUGGUGGACAUCGACUUCCUGGACGUCCCAGUGCCCAGCCCUCCCCCAGGGGUGCUGGGGCCCGGGGCCCCGCCCUUGCCCGUGGGCCACAUCGUGGACGUGCUGCAGUACAGCCAGAAGGACCUGGACGCUGCGGUGCAUGCCCUUCAGGUGGAGAACUUGGAGCUGAAGAGCAGGUGUGCUGGAACUCUCGUCUGCCCUUCUCCCCACAGGAAGAUCAUGGAUGAAUUUGAAGAGCUUGCCCGCCAGGUGACAGAGGAGGCCAAGAAAGAGAAGGAGCUUGCCGAGGCCAGGAUGCAGACGGUCCUGAAAGAGAGGGACCAGCUGACCGCAGACCUGGACUCCAUGGAGAAGUCCUUCUCCGACCUCUUCAAGCGGUUGGAGAAGCAGAAGGAGGUCAUUGAAGGCUACCACAAGAAUGAGGAGUCGCUGAAGCAGUGCGUCCAGGAGUCCAUCCUGAGGGUGGACAAGGAGAGUCAGCGGUAUCAGGCACUCAAGGCCCACGCCGAGGAGAAGCUCAGCCGGGCGAACGAGGAGAUCGCCCAGGUACGCAGCAAGGCCCAGGCGGAGGCGCUGGCCUUCCAGGCGAGCCUGCGGAAGGAGCAGAUGCGUGUCCACUCGCUGGAGAAGACCAUUGAGCAGAAGACGAGAGAGAAUGAGGAGCUCACCAGGAUCUGCGACGACCUCAUCGCCAAGAUGGAGAAGAUCUGACCUCUCCCUCCCUCCCCGUCCGUCCGUCCGUCCGUGUCUCUGAGCAGUUCUUCAUGUACUUCUUUCUUACUUUCAACUUGUUUCUGAGCUAGAUUGUUUCAGAGAAAGACGAAAUAAAAGUUCCCUUAGAAUGCGCGCUCCA
Echinops telfairi (small Madagascar hedgehog) is the source of this 2692-nucleotide messenger RNA. It is a transcript of the gene TACC3, whose product is annotated as transforming acidic coiled-coil containing protein 3. Bases 85 to 2550 code for a protein of 821 amino acids. Lineage: Eukaryota; Metazoa; Chordata; Mammalia; Afrosoricida; Tenrecidae. Gene Ontology annotation, cellular component: cytoplasm. The record is from RefSeq and is a predicted model, not a curated record. The transcript has 15 exons. Gene Ontology annotation, biological process: mitotic spindle organization; cerebral cortex development; cell population proliferation.